This is a messenger RNA of Platichthys flesus (European flounder), 2214 nucleotides long. It is a transcript of the gene foxi2, whose product is annotated as forkhead box I2. Gene Ontology annotation, molecular function: RNA polymerase II cis-regulatory region sequence-specific DNA binding; DNA-binding transcription factor activity, RNA polymerase II-specific. The record is from RefSeq and is a predicted model, not a curated record. Gene Ontology annotation, biological process: cell differentiation; regulation of transcription by RNA polymerase II; anatomical structure morphogenesis. Lineage: Eukaryota; Metazoa; Chordata; Actinopteri; Pleuronectiformes; Pleuronectidae. The transcript is spliced from 2 exons. Bases 37 to 1245 code for a protein of 402 amino acids.
UUCAGCCUUCUCCUCUGGGAUUUCCCGCGGGGAGUGAUGAACUCCAUCGACCCUCAGGCCCAUCACCAGCACCAGCACCAGCACCACACCUCCCCGACCGGCGGCUCCCUCCCACCCAAAGGCCCGCAGGAGGCCCCGGACAUGGCCGCUGUGUACUGCGACAACUUCAGCAGCAUGUACCACCAGCAGAGCCUGCAGGGCGCGCAGAGACCCGCCGGCUACGGCCUCGGGGAUUACGCGUCGUCCCCGAACCCGUACCUGUGGCUCAACGGGCCGGGGGUCAACUCCUCCGCGUCCUACCUGCACGGGAACAACCCGGCCUCCUUCAUCCCGCCCUCCUACGGCUCGCAGCGGCAGUUCAUCGCCAACUCACCUGGCUUCGGCGGGCCCGACCUGGGCUGGCUGUCCAUCGCCAGCCAGGAGGAGCUGCUGAAGCUGGUGCGCCCGCCCUACUCCUACUCCGCGCUCAUCGCCAUGGCCAUCCAGAACGCGCACGAGAAGAAGCUGACCCUGAGCCAGAUCUACCAGUACGUGGCCGACAACUUCCCCUUCUACAAGAAGAGCAAAGCCGGCUGGCAGAACUCCAUCCGCCACAACCUGUCCCUGAACGACUGCUUCAAGAAGGUGCCGAGGGACGAGGACGACCCAGGAAAAGGAAACUACUGGACUCUGGACCCAAACUGUGAAAAGAUGUUUGACAAUGGCAAUUUCCGCAGAAAAAGGAAAAGACGGUCGGACCCCGGCAGCGUUGGAGGGGCGGCGGCAGCAGCGGUGACCGUGGGACCCACUAAGGUUGAGGAUGGCAGGCCGGCGGGGUCGGGCCCCCUGAAGCCCUCAGACAGCCCUCAGCUCCUGGGGCCUUCCUCUCCGGAGAUGGAGGCGAUGAACGAAAACCACAAGAGCUCGUCUUCGUCGUCUCCGCCGGGACCGACCUCGUCCGCUCCUUGUUUCAACAACUUUUACAGCAGCAUGUCCACCCUGAGCUCGGGGGCCCCCGGCCGGCAGGGGUCCCUGGGUCUGGUGAACGAGCUGUCAAACCGGAACAUUACGGCCCUGAGCCCGUACCACCCCAACCACGGCGGACAGGACGGGGGAGUGUCGGAGCACAGCGAGGGCUUGCAUUUCAACCGUGGAGUGUACUACAACACGUUUGGCGGGGGGCAGAGCGGACAGUUCAACGGCCACUUCUACAACAGCUUCAGCGUCAACAGCUUGAUUUACCCGAGGGAAGGGACCGAGCUAUAGGAUAACACUCGCUGAGAGGGACCCAGAGUGCAUGCUGGGUAGUGGCUCCUCGACCAUGACGCUCCAUUCGCUGAUCCGUUCAGAUCAAAGGACAUUAAGAGUUUUACGCUUGAUUUCACUCGACGAGAAGAGUCGAUUGGACAAAUUAGCACUUAUCGUAAUUUUUUUUUUUGUUCUUUCUAUUUCUAUAUCAAAGCUCCCACACUGCUCUUAUUGCUACAAAUGUAUUUUCAAACUAAAACAACCACUGAAGACUUGUUCCAGACGUCACUGUUCAGCACAUUUUCAUAUUUCAAAGCCAAAUCUCAACGCCCGUGUUUCCGUGCAGCAGCUAAAACUCGUCCAGUCGAUUGCUCGUGUUUCAACUUUUUAUUCAUCAUCGACAACACAGAUCUGCCAAAGUUGCCUUUUGAGAGAGAGAGAGAGAGAGAGACCGCCAUUACCUCACAACAACAUCACAUGACAUGAGCGUUGAGGGUUAACCUGCGUAUUUACACAACUUCCGACUGCAGCAAUAAUUGAUUUAAACACAGACGUGAUCCAAAAACAUUGCCUUAUGUUGUAUGUCCUGUACGUUCACUGAAACCAUAGCACUAAGGCUCCUGUAAAUACUUUAUAAAUGUGUAUUUUUGUAAAUUAUAAAGAUAGUUUGUGACUAUUUAUGCUAUUUAUGCUAAUAGGUCUUUUUUUUCUUUUUUUACCUGUUGUCUGAACAUAGUUUGAUUCAAGCAGACGUGAAUGAUAUUAGCUUCCAAAAUGUGCCGAGAACAGUAUCACUGAAACCCAGAUGUCAUAAAUAUUGAUAUAUAUAUUUAUAUAUCAAAAACAAAUAAUAUGCUGUGUCAUGGUUUCUCUCAGGAUUCAAUAUGACAAUCAUUGAAUGGCUUUUGUAACUAUUGUCUCUUUUUUUUAUCUUUAUACAGGACAUACAGCUUCCAGGCAGUUUCAUAUGUGAUUCUGAAUAAAUAU